Mustela erminea (ermine) is the source of this 1973-nucleotide messenger RNA. It is a transcript of the gene HNRNPF, whose product is annotated as heterogeneous nuclear ribonucleoprotein F. Gene Ontology annotation, cellular component: ribonucleoprotein complex; nucleoplasm. NCBI's taxonomy places the organism in Eukaryota, Metazoa, Chordata, Mammalia, Carnivora, Mustelidae. Gene Ontology annotation, molecular function: RNA binding. The record is from RefSeq and is a predicted model, not a curated record. Bases 584 to 1828 code for a protein of 414 amino acids. Gene Ontology annotation, biological process: regulation of RNA splicing. The transcript is spliced from 6 exons.
CCGCCCCCGGACGCCGGCCGCGGAGGCCCCGCCCUCCCCGCGCUCAUUGCGUCCUUCCGGCUCCGUGGUGGAAGUCGUCCUGCGCCGCGUCUUCCUGGAGAAGAAGGUGCUCAGAGGGACGAUCGAGGUGCCGGAUGUGAAGAGCGGGAGCGUGGAGACUCGGAUCCCGAGGACGCGUUUCCAUUGGUGACAUCUUGGCGGGCCCAUCGGUGGCACUUCCUCCUUUACACCCCGUGACCCACGUCCGGCCCGCCGCCCUCAGUCACGCGGCCUCUGCCUCCGGGACGCAGCCCCGCGCGCCGGCCUUCCGGACUCCGGACCCGUCGUGGUUAAUAACAAAAGGAGACGCACCUGGACUUUCCCCGGAGCCGUCUGCGUUUUUAAGCGUCGGGUGGAAUUAGGGGUCCUUUGGCUCUAAACCGCGCUUGUUUGAUGAAAAUAGAAAUCAGUCCUGCUCCCCUCAGCGGACAGUUCGUUACCUACAAGGAGUGUCUCCGACUGUGGGCAUCCCCUCCCCGGGUGGUUCUUUAAGCCACAAAAAGCUGCACCCAAGCUUGUUUGACGUCUAUCCUCUCAAGUGUCCAUGAUGCUGGGCCCCGAGGGAGGUGAAGGCUUUGUGGUCAAGCUCCGUGGCCUGCCCUGGUCCUGCUCUGUUGAGGAUGUGCAGAAUUUCCUUUCUGACUGCACAAUUCAUGAUGGGGCUGCAGGCGUUCAUUUCAUCUACACUAGAGAAGGCAGGCAGAGUGGUGAGGCUUUUGUUGAACUUGAAUCAGAAGAUGAUGUAAAAAUGGCCCUUAAAAAAGACAGGGAAAGCAUGGGACACCGGUACAUUGAGGUGUUCAAGUCCCACAGAACCGAGAUGGAUUGGGUGUUGAAGCACAGUGGUCCAAACAGUGCCGACACCGCCAAUGAUGGCUUCGUGCGGCUUCGAGGACUCCCAUUUGGAUGCACCAAGGAAGAAAUUGUUCAGUUCUUCUCAGGGUUGGAAAUUGUGCCAAACGGGAUCACCUUGCCUGUGGACCCCGAGGGCAAGAUAACAGGGGAAGCCUUUGUGCAGUUUGCCUCACAGGAGUUAGCUGAGAAGGCCCUAGGGAAGCACAAGGAGAGAAUAGGGCACAGGUAUAUUGAAGUGUUUAAGAGCAGUCAGGAAGAAGUUAGGUCAUACUCAGAUCCCCCUCUGAAGUUCAUGUCUGUACAGCGGCCGGGGCCCUAUGACCGCCCCGGCACAGCCAGGAGGUAUAUUGGUAUUGUCAAGCAAGCAGGCCUGGAGAGGAUGAGGUCUGGUGCAUAUAGUGCAGGCUAUGGGGGCUAUGAGGAGUACAGCGGCCUCAGCGAUGGCUACGGCUUCACCACCGAUCUGUUUGGGAGAGACCUCAGUUACUGUCUCUCAGGCAUGUAUGACCACAGAUACGGCGACGGCGAGUUCACUGUCCAGAGUACCACUGGGCACUGCGUCCACAUGAGAGGGCUGCCAUACAAAGCCACAGAGAACGACAUUUACAACUUCUUCUCUCCACUCAACCCUGUGAGAGUCCAUAUUGAGAUUGGCCCUGAUGGAAGAGUGACGGGCGAAGCGGAUGUUGAGUUUGCCACUCAUGAAGAAGCUGUGGCAGCUAUGUCCAAAGACCGGGCCAACAUGCAGCACAGAUACAUAGAACUUUUCCUGAAUUCCACAACUGGGGCCAGCAAUGGGGCAUAUAGCAGCCAGAUGAUGCAAGGCAUGGGGGUGUCGGCCCAGUCCACUUACAGUGGCCUCGAGAGCCAGUCUGUGAGCGGCUGUUACGGGGCUGGCUAUGGAGGCCAGAACAGCAUGGGUGGAUAUGACUAGUUUUGUAGGAGCAUUUGAGUUAUUGCAAUCAAAUUUUCACAGGCAGCCAACAAGCAGUGAAAAGCAAUUAUUACUCUAGAGGAAGCUGUGGGACCCAUUUUGCACCAUGAGUUUGUGAAAUCUGGAUUAAAAAAUUACCUCUUCA